Messenger RNA from Ceratitis capitata (Mediterranean fruit fly), 8441 nucleotides. RefSeq lists its product as uncharacterized. Gene Ontology annotation, molecular function: metalloendopeptidase activity. Lineage: Eukaryota; Metazoa; Arthropoda; Insecta; Diptera; Tephritidae. Gene Ontology annotation, biological process: membrane protein ectodomain proteolysis; Notch signaling pathway. The coding region runs from base 2535 to 8174 and encodes 1879 amino acids. The record is from RefSeq and is a predicted model, not a curated record. The transcript is spliced from 13 exons. Gene Ontology annotation, cellular component: plasma membrane.
GCGUGGGUGGAUGUGUAGUGGUGCAACUGGUGCUGGAGCCACUUGAAACUUCAAUUGUUCUUAAAACAUAACAAAAUGCACAUACAUACAUAUACAACGGAUAUAGUGGAUAUAUGUGAAGUUCAUUAAAAACAAUGUCAAGUGGUAAGCAUGUCGUAUGUCGUGAAUAUGUAUACAUAUAUGUAUAUUAACAAGUUAAUAAACAAAACUGUGUUCUACAAAAUAAUAUUUAAACACCUUAAUAAAAUCUUUAUUCACAAUUGCCAAUUCUAGUUGCAUGUACGGUUGGUUUGUUUGUGUUUGGUUUACAUUUAAAAAUUAGUCAUGAGUAUAAGCUACUCUUGGCCAAAAGUUGUUUACGAUUUUUUAUGCUUUGGCUUUCGUUCUCAACCACCUUGGCGGAUAUUAAACAAAUUUGUAACUAUUUGGUAUUGCGAGAGAGUGCGAGAGCGCACAUAUAUGUAUGUAUGUACAUUAGUGAGCGCGCAGGCUUUGAUGAGACAAAACUUUGGAAACAUUUAUAUUGUAUCUUUUGGCCUUUACAAAGCUUGUGUUGGAGCAACGGACAGUCUGUUUGAGUUGGAUACCAGUAGUCAUCGGAUAGACUCGGCGUGGAACGGUCGUUUGGUGUUUGUUAUUUAUUUACGGGGAGAAUGACGAUAGAAGUCGCUAUUUGUUUCUUGUCUUUUAAAUAAGUAUACAAUUCUUAUUGUAAUUAUAUCAAUAAAAAUACAAUACGAAAAAGUGAAAAAAGAUUUUAAAGCCAAAUAAAAUCAAACUUAUAAAGCAACAGUACGCAUUGCAUUGUUCGUAAUGGAUUUGCUUAACCAGUCCGUAGUCGAUAUGUGCGUGUGAAGAAAUUUUACGAUAGUACUCGUAGAAAAAAGGCUCUAUAUGUAUGUAAGCGAGUGCAUAAGAAAAUCAAAGAUAUUUUUAUGGUGGUGUUUUUCGGGUUGAGUCAACAAAAAUAAACGCGAAAAAUUUGUACAAUCACGAAACGGAAAAACGUCGAAAUAACGCAAAAGAUUCAAUUCUUUCAAUUGAAUUGCUAUCUAAAAAGUUGUAAGAAGUCAAAUUGAAGUUUCUUACUUGCGGUAGCGGUCGGCCGUACUUACAUACAUACACAUGUACAUAAACCGCGUACACAUAUACAUACAUACAUACAUACCUACAUAUAUUAAAGUGGUAACAGCAAAAGCAAUAGUAAUAACAACAGCAACAGCAACAACAGCAGCACAGCACUAGCAGUAGCAACACAUCAACCAAAUCAACGAAUUGAGAAUACGAAAAGCUGUGUGAGCUUAUGACAACAAUAACAACCAAAACAAUAAAAAAAAAAUCAGUAAAAUUCACAGCAGCAGCUGAGAAGACCAGCAUUCGUUUAGUAGUGAAAAAAAUAAAAAUUGAGAUGUGCAUAACGGUGUAGUGAAUUUGUGAAUAAUAUCAAUUUAAAACAUAAAUUAAAAUAAAAAAAAAAAUAUUUAUGCAAACUUGUAUAUGUAGAUAUUCUAUGAUAUUUCUCCUGUGAUAUUUAAUCAAAAUUUCUGUUUCCUGAAGUAAAUGGAAAAUUUCAUAUUGCAAAUAAAGAAACGCGUUCAACAACUUAAUUACAUACACUACUUACAUACGUGUACAUUCGCUCGAUUACACUCAGCCACACGCUCAUAUAAAAACGAGAAACCAGUGUAAGUUGUUAGAUAAUUUUGUUUUUGCAUUUUGACAUGUGCUUGGCGUGUUCGAAACGGUGAUGUUACCAAAUAAACUCGUUGUAAUCUACUGCCAACCAACGACGCAAGAACAACGUCCAAACGAUAACACUGUUAUCACCAACAGCAGAAACAAAAGCAAGAGCAAAAACAAGACCAAAAACAAGUGCAGAAACCGAAACAGUAGCAGAAACAGCAGAAACAAGAACUGCAACAAUUGUGACAGCAACAACAGUAGUAGUAACAUCAGCGACAGGCACAGUAGCACCAGCAGCAACGCCAACACCAACAACCACACUGUCAAUGACGUUGAUGCGGGCCACGCCUCAAUCAAGUACAAAAUUUGUAUUGGUCAAGUGUGCGUGUGUGUUAGUGCUUGCACGUUGAGUGUGUUAACGUCCAAGUUAUCAAGUCUGCAACAAGCGAUCACGCAUCCCGUUAGUGUUCCAGACCAAAAACAACGAACACCACCACCGACACCACAACGAGUUGAACAACAAAGCGACGGGCAACAAAAGCAGCUAGAACGGAAACAAAUACGUUUACAACAACAAGUUUGCAAAAGAAGAAGCAGAACUCUUACGAAACUAAUAAUAAAAGCAAUAACAAAAACAACAAUACCACCAGCAAUAACAAACAACACGUACCCAUUACCGCUGCUACCAGCACACUUCCGUCGUCGUCAGCGUCGCCAACGACGUCGUUGCCGUCAUUUACACACAGUCCGUUGGCCAACGAGGGCUAUUGAACUGUAUGCGCCUCAAAAGCAGACGCAGAAGCAGAAGCAGAAGUAUUGGAUACGGAAAUUUGCAAACAUAAUUCGAAAAUAUGAAUUUAAUUAUUGUCGCCAUUGUGCUACUAAUGGCCCACAAGGAAUAUAUGGCAAGCCCAACACCAUUAAAAUUACCAGGACACACACAGAAACUCUCCCCAUACAUACGCCACUGGGAGGCGGCGGAUUUCGAUCGCACGCAUUUGCAUACGGCCCAUCAAAAACAUAUCGAACAGAAGCGUCAUCGUCGAAAAAGAGAAUUGAAUUCGGCCGAGUUCGGGCCAGUGCACACAAUCAGACUGAAUUUCUUUGCUCAUGACAGAGAAUUUCGCAUGAUUCUCCAUCAGAAUCCACUGUCAGUAUUUGCUGGUGAUGUUGAAAUCGAAAGUACACACGGCCCAGUGGAAUAUGAUAUUUCAAGAAUAUACACCGGCUCUCUAGAGGGUGAUGAGAACUCUCACAUACAUGCCAUUCUCACCAGCGACAAUCUACUCGAUGGCACCAUUGAAACGGUCGGUGAGCACUACUAUGUCGAGCCGGCGCAACGCUAUUCAAGCGAAUUGCCCGCAUCGGGUGUGCACAGUAUCAUUUACAAAGUCAGCGAUGUGCGGAUGCGCAAGUCCGCAGCAGCAGAGCACUGCGCCAGCGAACGACUGCGACGCGAUAUGCUGCUGAACGAUUUGAAGCGACGGAAAGCGGCCGAGGUCGAAGCGGAAGCGUCAAAGUCGCUGGAGCGGCACAAGCGUUGGCUGCCGGAUGAGUUGACCACAUCCACCGAUGACCAUCAAAAUCCACCGUUGCCAUUGGACUUGGAUGUGCCCUACAACGAUGACUUUAGUAUCUUUGCGGGUGCGGGCGGCAGUCGUGGUCGUAGUAGAGAGCGAGAUCAAGCGGAGAGAGUGAGGAGUCGCGAACGAGAGCGGGAAGAGAUUACCACAACGAAAACAGUGAAUAAUAACAAUUAUAACAACAAUAACUAUAAUCGGGAGCAGCAAAGAAAUAAAAAUCUGCAAACAGCUUCGUCGUCGUCGUCGUCGUCGUCGUCAACAACAACAACGUGGCGCAAUGCUGCUGCCGUUGAUGGAGACACAACUGAUAAAUACGGUGAUUUGUUGCGUAGUGUAAAUAGUGCCAAUAAUUUUAACAACAACAACAAUAACUACUACUACAAUAGCAACAGCAACAACAACACCAAUUUGUAUGUUCCGUCCCUCAUUGUCGCGAACGCGUCGUCCACAAUUGGUGGCAUACACAAUCGCAAUAUCAUCGUCAACAGUUAUAAUCCGGGCAAUAGUUAUAGCAAUAGCAACAACAAUAAUAAUAAUAAUAAUUUCAAUAACAACAACAACAAUAAUAAUAACUACAAUAACAACAAUAACAACAAUGGCUUUCGCAAAACCUAUGCAAAGCACAAGAAUAUCAUUGUUAGCACAUACAACAACAAAAAUAACAACAACAAUAAUAAUAAUAAUAAUGGCAGCAGCAACAAUAGCAACCGUUCAUAUCCCUAUGAUUUUAUCAGCAAUUAUAAUGAUAACAACAACAACAAUCGCUUUGACACCAGUAACUUCUUUCCAUCGAAUUGGUCCACAAUGUUCACCAACAAUAACAACAACAACAACAACAAUGAUAAUAAUCAGCAUAAUGAUCGCCCGAGUCAUAAGACCCACGUCGAGAUCAUCACCAAAAAUGGCGCCACCAAGAAACCGAAUAUCAUUGUAAAUAAUUACAAUCCGGAUAUAAUGUUAGUGCCAAAUCCACAAAAUCCACAUUUCAACAGUAUGUUGAUGACCAACUUGUUGAGCGGUCGUGGUCGUGAUACUGCUUACGAAUCGGGCACGAAGGAUAGUGCGCAAUCGUUGUACGAUCGUAAGAUCACUUGUAUGCUCUAUUUGCAAGCCGAUCAUACGUUUUUUCAGAAAAUGGGUUCGGAUGAGGCGAGCAUUGAGGCGAUCACACGUCAUGUGCAGCGUGCCAAUUCGAUCUAUAAGAACACAGACUUCAACAACGAUGGUAAGCCAGAUAAUAUCACAUUCAUGAUCAAGCGCAUCAAGGUGCACAAUAUGAAUUCAGUCAGAGAUCCGACAUAUCGUUUUCCGGGCAAUUAUGGAGUGGAGAAGUUUCUGGAACUAUUUUCAGAGGAAGAUUAUGAUGCCUUUUGUCUGGCCUACAUGUUUACCUAUCGAGAUUUCGAGAUGGGCACAUUAGGUUUGGCCUGGACUGGUGAUUUGAAAAAUGCUGGUGGAGUUUGUGAGAAAAAUGGACACUAUCGCGGCUCUUUGAAGUCACUAAACACAGGCAUUGUAACGCUACUAAAUUAUGGUAAACACGUUCCUCCAGCUGUAUCACAUGUGACCUUGGCCCAUGAAAUUGGUCAUAAUUUUGGUUCACCUCACGAUCCGGAACAGUGUACACCCGGUGGUGAGGAUGGUAAUUUCAUUAUGUUUGCCCGCGCCACAUCUGGUGACAAAAAGAACAACAACAAAUUCUCACCAUGUUCACUGAAAUCCAUCGAACCCGUACUAAAUGCAAAAGCACGUAGCGCCAAAGGCUGUUUUACCGAGCCGCAAGCAUCCAUUUGUGGCAACGGCGUUGUUGAGGGAGACGAACAAUGCGAUUGUGGUUGGGAGGAGGAUUGCAAGGAUACAUGUUGCUUCCCGAUGUCGCGACAUCCACGUAUCGAUGAAAAGCCAUGCACACUGACGCCACGUGCCAUGUGUAGUCCAUCACAAGGGCCAUGUUGUACGGGUGAUUGUAAAUUGAAAUUCGGUGAUAAGUGUCGCGAUGACAAUGGCUGUCGCGAUCCGAGCUUCUGCAAUGGCCUCGGACCGGAGUGUCCGCCAUCGGUGAAUAAGCCGAAUAAGACAAUUUGCAAUAAGGAAUUCGUUUGUUAUAUGGGCGAGUGUACGGGCAGUAUUUGUUUGGCCUAUGGCCUCGAGUCAUGUCAAUGUAUACCGGGACCGACUGAUGAUAAAAUUAAAUCGUGCGAAUUAUGUUGCAAAUUGCCUGGAGAAGGAAAUGCCUGCCGCAGUUCGUUUGAAUGGAAUGAGCCACCCUUUGAUGUGCCGGAUAUGUACGCGAAGCCGGGCACGCCAUGCAAUGAUUACAAUGGUUACUGUGAUGUAUUCCAAAAAUGUCGCGAAGUGGAUCCAUCUGGCCCGUUGGCUACGCUACGCAAAUUGUUGUUGUCGGAGGAGAGCAUUGCGACGUUUAAGAAGUGGGUGCAGCUCAAUUGGUAUACCGUUGUGUUGGCGGCGUUGGGCGUUUUCGUUUUGCUGAUACUCAGCACCAAAUUGCUGGCGAAACGCUCGAAUCUGAAACUAAAAUCGGUGACAAUCAUACACAGCGCCACCACCGAAACCGUGCGUCUACCCGACGACAACAACGGCGUCAUCGUGCAUACGGCCGUCCGUACAAAAGUACCGUUCAAGAAAAAGGUUCGUGGCGAACGCAACAAUAAAGGCAAGGGAGCACACCGAAGUGGCAGUAACGGUAAUAUUGGUGCUGGCAAAACGCAGGCUAACAACGUUGGUAUGAUAGCGUCCAGCAAGACCGGUGAAUUAGCCACGAAAUCGACACAUGCACAUAAUCGAAGCGGAAAACUGAGCAGCAGCGCGGGGCUGAUUACAACAGCAGCUGUACUGCCGGCUAUCGGUGCGGGCGCGUUGGUUGGUGAAGUAAGCAAACCGGCGCGUAACAAGAAGAAUCGCGUUGGUAGUAGUGGUGGUGGCGCGACAGCAGCAAAACCCACGACUGUUGCACCAGCUUUAAAUGCUGCGCUAACGGCUACAGGUAACGCCACAAAAACAGCGGAAAACGAAGUGAAGCCGAAAGCCAAACGCUUUAAGAAGCACAACAAAGAGAUCAUCGACUAUUCAUCACGCAGUGGCCAAGAUGCUGCUAGUAUUAGCGGUGGUGCACACACGAACACAUUUGGCAAAGUGCAAAAGUGGCUGCUGGAGUCGCCUAUUGUUGUGCAGCCACUGUCACAUAUAGAGCAUUCUUCAAAGAUACGCAAGGUGAUGAGCAAAUCACAGUCCACACCCGAGCGACUCGUACAGAAGUCACCACAGAAGUCCAAAUCGGUGACGAACCUGGUCAAUGACAAAGUGAAACUGCAAGUAGUGUACAAGCCGCCAUUUAAGUUUGCGCUGCGACUCUCCAAGAAUGCCAAAGUGAAGACGCAUGUCAUUGGUGGCGCAGUGAAUAAACUGAAGCGACAGACGCGUACGCCGGGCGCAGGCGCAACCGGUGCCGGCGAGGGUAAACAUAAGAGCAGCAAUCAAAAUAGCGAGGGUAGCAAAAACUCUGGCAGUGUCGGAGUUGGUGGCGGCAGCGAGGAGGUUAAGUGCAAACGCAUCGCCUUGCUACUCCGCAAUAAUAACGAAGACAAUCAAAUACUAACCUUAAACGAACCGACGUACGAGACACUCAAUCCGAAAACCAUGCCCUCCAAAAUGGAGAAUCCCUUCUAUGAGAAUUUACACUGCAGCGCAGUAACUGGCGAAAAGACCUCAGCGCCAAUAAAUGCGAAUACGCCGCCUAAGGCUUCCAGCUCAAGCAAAAUAACAGCAGAGGCAGCACACCCCGCCGGCGCACUGCAAAAGCAACGUACGCAAAACUACAGUCGCUCAAAUUCAUUCUCAACCAACAAUCCAUUUGCAUCCACGAGCCACGCCGCCGCGCCGCUCCACACACGUAAGCUGAGUGAAAGCAACAGUGUACAGCAAGCGACGACGGCGAAUGCACACAUUUUAGGGCGCAACUUCGGCAGCACUCAGAACCUCGGUCAAAUUGCGCAGAAUCAAAAUCACUUAGCCAAAUCAAAAAAGCGCAGUAGCUUGAAUCUGAAGCUGAAUAGCGCCUCAAAGAAUGGUAAGGAUCCACCUGUGGCAACGCGUCGUAGCAAUUCCAAUAUGAAUUUACGUAGUAAUACGACGGCCACCAGCACAUAUCAGCCUAGUACCUUCACUGAUGAGGCGCAACCAAAUGCCAUUGCGACCGCCACCACAAACACAACCACUUCCACGCAUGCCAACAGCAGUGGCGCCAAUUUGGCGGCCACCGUCUCUGCGAGUGGAUCCUCGGAGCGACAACUGCGACGCAGCUCGAGUAGCACCAACGCCUAUCAACAUCAGACCAAAUCUACGGCACAGGGUGCGACCAAUUUGGGAUUCACAGCGGCGGCUCUACCAACUGCGCGCACCAGCUUCAGCAAUAUACCACGUGCCAGUCUCAAUGGCACAACUGGGAUUGCGUCUAGCACGACUAGUGGUCUGGGCAAUUUUAAUCGCAUAACAGAUGUAGAUCAACUAGUCGCGGGCAGUCAGUCCAGUCACAGUAGUCACGGUAGUCACGGAAGCCACCACAGCCACAAUAGCCAUCACUAUCAUGCACCGGCACGGCAUGAGCACCGACGUAGUCGUAGUAAUGCACAUUCCACUACAGCACCAACAACACUAGCCAACACUGCCAAUUCAAAUGCCACCGCCACGACAGCAGAGCACCUACAGCAACAGCCACAACCACAAAAACGUUCCAAUUCCAUUAGACAACUACAGCAUAGCUAUCAUCCACCGCCGUUGCCAUCUGUUGCGGCGCCCAGUCACCUCGGUCAGGGUCGCAUUGAGGCAGAGCAUGAACUGCCAUCCGAUUUGGAGGUUUUACUGUCUGAUGUAGAGAAUUUAGUUAGUUAAGGGUUAAUAGUUAUAAGUAUUAGAUGGGCGCUGGUGUAUUGUGGGAAGGUAGAGAGAGCAAAACCUCUCUGCAAAGCAAUUAAUCGGUGUUUAAAAGUGGUUGAAGAGUUACUUAAGUACAUAUGUGUGUAUUUAGAUAAAAAAAAUAGUAGUACUACUCAUGUUUUGUUUAUUGCAGCUGAGGAAAAGAAAAAUCGGAUAAAGUGUUUUCUAAAUAUUGUAUUUUUUAAUUUUAAAUUCAUUUUCACAUUCGAUAACAAUCGCUUU